GUUCGAAUGUCAAAGAACCUUCUUGGAGGAAUUUGUCUUUAUAUUUAGAAGGCGCUGACUAAUCUCCUUUCCAAAUCUGGAGUAAAUUUGUUAUCCUACAAUUCUACUCAUAAAUCAAUUCGAGGUACGCUGGCUGACAUUUCCCUGCAGCAGAACCGCAUCAUCUCUAGUUUUCAUAAGAUUUUCGUAAGACUGCCGAUGCUGAAGCUGCAAUCCGCGCUCUCAAAGCACAAUUAGGUGCUCAACAAGUCAGCUUCGAGCAGCUAUGUGAGACUCACAAAGAUAUAGAGACAAAGCUAUAACAACUGCUGGAUGGGUACAAGUCCAGAUUUCUGGAGCUUGAGGGGAGAAUAUCAGGAGGCUGAUAAUCUACGAGGUAAAAUGUAUGAAUGACGAAGGAAAUUCUCAAAGACAUGAUGAUCUCUUUAUUAGUACCCAUCAACAUACUACACAUAUUCAUUCUUGUUGAGAAGUUGAAAGAUGAACAGAAUAUCUUUAUUGCGCUAGGUAACCGAAAGCAGGUAAUUGUCAAUUCUAUCACCUUUGAGUAUCUUAAGGAAAACAACUUCAAUCCUUCUUCUCCUUCUUCUCCAUCUUCCUCCAUAAACUCCGUCAAAAUGAAGGUCCUCGAGCCCAGCACAGAGGCUUUGCUCGAUGAAAAUGCUAGAUCCCAGUUGCUCUAUGAUCGCUAUCACCAGCUCGCAGCUAUCGAUAUCAGGAAGUCUCAAGGCUUAGUUUUGUACAAGCAAGAAAUCGAAAAAAUUGAGGUGCAAAAACCAAUCUAUUACAAACGUAUCAAUCAGAUGCGUGAGAGGCUUUUCGGAUCCUUGGAUGAUGACCAAAAAGUCUUGGGCCCAAUUCAAGUCUCUCAAGGUGAUAUCAAAGUGACUUUGGGUACUGAAAAUGAUCAAAAGAACAUCGACAAUGCAUGGGAGGAGUAUAUGAAGCAUGAGAUCAAUGGUCUUGUAGCCAAAGACGCUCAUACAGCUUCUGCUGACGAAGGACAGAGGAAGAAAUUAUUGAAGGAUAUAGAAAUAUUUCGAGGCUUCGGUUGGGCUGAAGAAAGCCACGGCAAUAUCUCUGCUUGUGAUCCCGAAUCAGCAGAUUCUGCUUCUGACAAAAUGGCGUCUCACAACAUCAAACUCGAGAACACCAAAGGGAAAUUGAGACACACCCAGGAAGAUAACGCUUCUCUAGUCGCUGCAGAGGCUGAGAAAACUAGGGAGGUAAAAAAUGCACUUGUAUCUGCUCAGUCAAUGCUCAUCCAGGCAAACAAGAGAGUCGCACUACUAGAAUUCACAUUGAACAACAAAAAUCACCCCAUGCAUGAUGUUUUAACCUUUUCCUUCGCCAUCAGCUUACGAUUCUUCAACUUGUCGACCCGACACAAUAAUUUCGGUAACUUCACUCCCAUUCCAGAGCGCGGGAUCACAGAUGUAGGGGCGAUUGAUCGCGGUUCUGCUGCUGCACACAGUGGCAAUGUCAGAGCUCACGCAUACAUGAUCAUCAAGGAUUCUAACGGUCUCUUUAAGAACUGCGGUGAAAUUUUCAAGGCUCAUUAUGCAGUUACACACGAGGAGGUAUUCCAGAGCAAAUUCGAUAAGUACAGCAUGGACUCUAAGAAUACCGAGAUCGCCAACUACAGAGGCUCUAUGGUACACUGUAUGUCAUUCUCUAAGCUCACCCAUGAUUCAAACGGCGAUAAUCGAUUCGAAACUCUCCGGAAGCAGUGCGAAGUGAAGUAUCAGUCACAUCUCAAAAAUUCGGCAUCAGCAGCCGAGGCGCAGAAGAAGUUCGAUAGCGAUGGAUCUGUGGGCGGAAUGGUCAUUGAGAUGAAGAAGAUAUCGAAGCAUAUUGCAUGGCUGGAGAGAAAAAGAAUAAAGGCUCAGUUUUCGGAAAGUGACAGUUAUAUAGAUAGUGAUAGUGACUAAGGGUUCAGUACAACCUCAUGAGAAUUGCGAUGGCAUCAUCUAGAGAUAAACUGGGCAAGGGUCGAGUGCUUCUUGUCGUAGACAGCCAAUCUUGCGGGUAUGAAACAGAAAUAAGUGCAAUAGAAUCUUUAGCUGCAGGAAACUAUAUUUAUGGUUCCUUAUCAUAAAGAACAAUUAAAUGAAGCACAAAUAAACA
Messenger RNA from Botrytis cinerea B05.10, 2127 nucleotides. RefSeq lists its product as hypothetical. The record is from RefSeq and is a predicted model, not a curated record. The coding region runs from base 618 to 1931 and encodes 437 amino acids. The transcript has 3 exons. Lineage: Eukaryota; Fungi; Ascomycota; Leotiomycetes; Helotiales; Sclerotiniaceae.